Periophthalmus magnuspinnatus is the source of this 1449-nucleotide messenger RNA. RefSeq names its product transmembrane protein 170A (gene tmem170a). Gene Ontology annotation, biological process: endoplasmic reticulum tubular network organization. The record is from RefSeq and is a predicted model, not a curated record. The transcript is spliced from 3 exons. Gene Ontology annotation, cellular component: endoplasmic reticulum membrane. The coding region runs from base 124 to 537 and encodes 137 amino acids. NCBI's taxonomy places the organism in Eukaryota, Metazoa, Chordata, Actinopteri, Gobiiformes, Gobiidae.
GAGUCGCGUAUGUAUGACAUCAGAAGUUAGGCGAAGGAUUAGCCUGAUGCAAGCCACUUUGCAGCAGAAUUUUUCUAGGGAAACUAUUUUUCCCCUUCGGUUCAUUACACUUUAAUGUGAAUCAUGGUUGACCGAUAUAGUGAGAUUGGCUUUGUCCAACAAAUACUGGGUCUAAAUUUGGUACCAAGGAAAAAUGGUACACUUGGAAACGACACAUCUUUGAGUGACUUCUCAGAGAUGUGGUAUGGGGUGUUCCUGUGGGCAGCUGUCUCGUCUCUGGUCUUCCACCUGCCUGCCGCACUGCUGUCAUUGGCCACUCUGCGCCAGCACAAAAUCGCCCGCUUCAUGCCCAUCGCCAUCAUUCUCAUGGGCAUCAUUGGGCCAGUCUUCGGAGGUGUUCUUACUAGUGCAGCCAUUGCUGGUGUGUACAAGGCAGCAGGGAAGAGGAUGAUCUCUCUUGAAGCUCUAGUGUUUGGUGUGGGCCAGUCAUUUUGCGUUCUCAUAAUCUCUUUCUUCAGGGUUUUAGCCACACUUUAGCAGGGGCCCCACAACAAACUCACUGUGAUUACAAGUAAAAUGCUCCUUUGUUUGGGGCUGUUACAAGUCCGGACCAAACGAUGUCAUUACCUGAAAUUAACAGAGUGGAUUUUUUUACUACAAUUGAACCCUGAUCUCAAAGUGCCUGUCUAAAAUAUUCCAGACCUGUUUGUCAAAAUCAGGAACAGAAAACUACUCAACGAUGGACUGCUCUGUGUUAAUUUAUUGCAUUUUAGUGCCCAAACUGUAGAUGUAAUUUCGAAGCUGGAGAUACACAAACAUUUCCCCACUUUUCCAUCUAUGCUGUGAGACAGCACAACUGUAUAUCAACUAAAAUAUUUCCCAAAUGUUAAAAGCUCAGAGCCUGGAUUUGUUGCAGACACACAUCCAUAACUAUGAUCUUAGUGAGGAGGCAAGAGCAUUGCUGAAUAAGUAGUUGUAACAAUGCUGCACUUGGCAUUAUGCUGAUUAAGUACAGGUGAACAUUGACAUAUAAACUUAUGAAUUCUGUCCCCUCACACACUAUUGCAUUAUUGUCUGAGCUUUGAGAAGUUUUUUUUUUGGGUAAAAAUGGCCCUGAUGGCAUCUAUAUGUCUAUAAUAUAUUGUAGAUGUACAGUAAAAUAUCCAGAUAGUUUUAAAUAUAACUUUUGAGUCUUGAGGCCUUUUUUUUAAAACUUAUUUUUGUUGUAGGAUAACAGAACUGUCUUGGAAUAACUUUCAUUAGAGCCUGUUCUUGUCAUUUGACAAUAUCUAAACCUUAAUUGUAUAUACAAUGAUGUAUGACAAUAAUUUAUUUGCUUUGUUUGUAUGAAACAAAUUAUUUAACUGUGCAUCUAUUGAAGAGGAUGCAAAUGAUAUUUUCCCCUGAUACUGUAAAGUUGUAAUUUGCAUAAAUUAUUUUUACAUGCUC